Molecule: messenger RNA, 1373 nt
Organism: Mycena citricolor
Lineage: Eukaryota; Fungi; Basidiomycota; Agaricomycetes; Agaricales; Mycenaceae
Source: the annotation of a GenBank genome assembly
GUCGAGGGGCUGUCAAGCUGUUGCGAGCUAGCCUUUGCGCUCCUGCAACCGGUAGUCUCGUCUUCCGACUGUUCAACUCUCCACGGAUUUAUACGGGCUACGCUUUAUCUCGCGUGAAUGCUGCUUUUGGCCGAAGCCUGGGUCCAGCACACGUUGCCUUCCCUCUAUACUUCCGACCGCACUUGUCGCGCGGGGAAUACAACAGUGAAUCUGCCGGCGGAACCAGAACCCAUGUGUCGUGCCCCCUUGGGGUCUUUGGCCUUUGGCCCUUUGAUCACCAAGCUGGCACGUAUGAUGCCCUGUGAAAUGCUCGCUCUGACAUCUAACACGGCCCACUGCUCGAGGAUGAAGCGUGUAUGACCGCCAUGUCUCCAACUUAUCCAGACUAGACCUGUUGGCCCUCGAGGAUCAAGAUCUCGCUCUCUCUGCUCUGCAGUCCUUGCUUCUUGUCGGCCAAUCCUUGAGAGCGAUAUUUCACCCUACCGGCUGAUCGAUCUGGAAACGAAUGCGUUCACGCCAUACAGAACUAUCGACGAUCUGCUUUCUGAGCUCUGGCCGGCGAUUGUUUCUCGCUCUCGGACCAUCGAUCGCUUGCAUCAAUGGAUUUGGGCGAGCGUCAGCUGAUUACACAGUGUCGUAAAUUGGACAGAUCAUCGGCAUUGGUCAGCCCACUCACAGCGCCGUCCUCCACUCAUUCGUGAAGCGCUCGGCCCUCCUCUGUGCCUGCCAUCGACGGCGAUUUCGGCGCUUUACCGCGGUAUGGCUUGAGAGCCAAAGCGCGUUUGGUCGCCUUUGGCCACCUGCAAUUGUUUAAAAGGCGCAGCUGGUUUCCCAACUCUGUCCCGCCACCCACUGCUCCAUCUUUCUAUACCCUCACGUUCUCGCCUCUUGCUCAAACCUAUCGCAUCUUCGCCCCUCAUACCAACCAUCCCUCCACAUGAAGCAAGCGCACUCCGUCCGGACUUCGGUCCAGCGCUUCGACCCGAUGCGUGCAACUCACUACAAGGACUAUCCAUUUGAGCUCAACAGAGGCCGGAACAUCUACAACUAUCGCUCUGUUCCAGUGGCACCGCCUACCAAGCCUCCUCCCGUCAAGACAGCCAUUGUGGAUCCCGAGGCGGGCGACCACAAGGCGCAGAAGGAACGCGUUGAUCAGCAGAUUCUACCCCUGCCUUCUGUUGCGACCCCUCAAGAGCCCCUUAUUGACGACACCGAGUUCAAAUCCUCCGACUACGUGCCCGAGAUUGAUCUCGAGGAGCUCUUCCGCUUCCAGUUCCAUUGAGGAGCUCAUAUGUCCACUGCACACUUCAUUCAUAUCUACAUGCAUGUAUCAGAUACCAUUAUAUCUAUGUUUUCAUAGCCCAAGGACUUGU